UCACCCAUUUUAACUGAUACUAAAUACUUCUUAACACUAACCGAACUUUAUUCUAAAAUUAACAUGCAUUUCCGAAAAAUUGUGGCGCUGGUUUUACUCGAAUUCGUUGCUCGUACAGUUGGAACCAACCCACGGUCGGUGUCUAAGGAGGAGUACGAACGUUUUUUGAAAACCAUCAAUUGCCGAUCUCAUGUGGUUAUAAAAAUGUUUAAUAUUUUAUUUGGCCACCCUCCGAAGAGCAAAGCAGUUAGAGAGUUCGUGGAAUGCUGGAUUAGAAACUAUCGGAUAUUAGUCGGGCCAAUAUUCAAGAACAGCUAUCCAGUCGUAAAUAAACGUUUCAUGUUUACUGAUAUCGAUUUCCAUCCGUACGACAUAAGCUGGUCGGACUGGGAAGAUCUACAAAACGGUGAUGUGAAUGAUGUGAUGAACUCACACGAGGACACAAUCAGUGACAUACGAAAAGUGCUGAUGAGUACGCAAGUCCCACGUACCCAAGUUCUAAAGGGUACGAAGUCACUAUACGUCAACGCCCUGCAGUUCAAGACUUCCGCCCUUUGUCCCCAUUUAAACGAGUACGGCGGAAAUGCCACGAACAGGAAAAUGCAGGUGUGCAAGCUGUGGCCGGACCCUCGAUAGAUUAUAACCGAUGCGCAAUGCAAAACGUGGCUGGAUGCAA
Messenger RNA from Aphis gossypii (cotton aphid), 676 nucleotides. RefSeq lists its product as uncharacterized. The coding region runs from base 64 to 636 and encodes 190 amino acids. NCBI's taxonomy places the organism in Eukaryota, Metazoa, Arthropoda, Insecta, Hemiptera, Aphididae. The transcript is spliced from 2 exons. The record is from RefSeq and is a predicted model, not a curated record.